Molecule: messenger RNA, 517 nt
Organism: Aspergillus calidoustus
Lineage: Eukaryota; Fungi; Ascomycota; Eurotiomycetes; Eurotiales; Aspergillaceae
Source: the annotation of a GenBank genome assembly
CUCGACUCGGUUUAUCAAUUCAUCUUUUCUCAGGCUGUCCAAUUAACUACCUUUCCUCUCUUUCUACCCAUAUCAGCAAGCAACACACGUAUAUAUAUAAACUGCCCGAACCCAUCCCUCAAAAUGUCCAGCGACGGCCUCAUCCCCAUCUGCGUCGCCUUCUGCAUGACGACCCAAACGCACGAGAUCAUCCUCGUCGAUGAAAACACACCCUCCUUCGCCGAGCUGGCCAAACACGUCUACGACCACGUGGGCCCAAAGAUCGACGACCACUUUAAACCGGGCGGCGAGGAGCGCACCAUCACGAAGCUCUACGUUGCCUGGAACCAGCAGGCAACGGAGCACUUCCCGCGCGAGACGUAUUUCUCGGAUACGAAUAUCAAGGCUACCCUCAGGUUGCUUGCUGCGAGAAGGGGGAUUGAUAUGGUCUAUUUUUGGUUGAAUGAGAUUGAUGAGCCGGCUGCCGAGGAAGAGGAGGGAUACUGAUUGAGUGGAGGGGAGAUAGAUCGGGAAUGGA